Messenger RNA from Drosophila novamexicana, 1946 nucleotides. It is a transcript of the gene Larp7, whose product is annotated as la-related protein 7. The transcript is spliced from 2 exons. Bases 4 to 1866 code for a protein of 620 amino acids. Gene Ontology annotation, cellular component: nucleus. Lineage: Eukaryota; Metazoa; Arthropoda; Insecta; Diptera; Drosophilidae. The record is from RefSeq and is a predicted model, not a curated record. Gene Ontology annotation, molecular function: mRNA binding. Gene Ontology annotation, biological process: RNA processing.
CAAAUGGCUGCUAAAGCAGUUGUCUCCGAAAAAAAUGAUGGACAAGAGUCUGACAAACCUAAAUCUACUGAUGCGGAAAUUAAUCAGCCAGAAACGGCUACGGCCAGCAUAGAAGUCGGAACAGCUCCGCCGCCGGCAAAAAGUGAUAGAGGUGGUGGACGUAAGCGUAAGCGCCACCUUUUUAAUGCAAUUCGAACUCAAAUGGAGUUUUACUUUGGUGACGCGAAUCUCAGCAAGGAUCGCUUUCUGCGUCGCUAUGUGGAGCAGGAUCCAUACGUCCCGCUAGACAUAUUUCUAACAUUCAACAAAAUCAAGACGCUCACACAAGAUGUGCAGCAAAUAUCCACGUCGCUGUCUAAUUCGCAGAUGCUUGAAUUGGACGAGACCGGUCUAAAAGUCCGUCGCAAGACUGCGCUGCCAGAGCAUAGGGACGUCAACGAUAAAACCCUAUACGUGGAGGCGCUGCCGUCGACUGCAACACACGAUUGGCUCAAAGAGGUCUUCAGUCGGUAUGGCCCGGUCACGUACGUGUCGCUGCCUCAUUACCCCGGCACGCGAAAGAUUAAGGAAUUUGCAUUCAUCGAAUUUGAGAAGAGCAGUUCCGUGGAGAAGGCUCUUAAAGCCUUUGCUCAGGUUCAGGGCGUUCUAUCGGUAGAGCACACAGAGCCUGGCGACUUGGCCAGCAUACGAUCGUUUCAGCAGCAACAACAGCAAAAGGCAAACACUGGCGCGGACGGGCAAGAGGGUACAACAGAAACAAAUGCUGGAGCCAAACAGACAAAAAAGCGCGAAGGCGAUAAAGAGGGUGUGCAGGAGGCCGUGGUAGCCAAGCGGGCUAAACUUGAGCCGCUGCAGGAUCAAAGUGAAUCAUCUGCUGCCGAGACCACCGACGCAGACGAAGACAACACGCAGCCAAGUGACAGUGACAAUAACAAUGAGGACAAGGAGGUUUCUAGAAAACAAAAGCGUCGCCGAAAGCAAAAGAAGAAGAUCGUCGCGGACAAGCUCAGGCCGAACAUUGAACCCAGCGCCUUGGAGCUGAAGAUACUGCCCAAGAGCAGCUGGUGUAGCCUGCGCAACAAGUACCUUAAUCUGCAGCGUCGCCUAAUCAGCGAGGCCAAGAGCAAGCUGUGGCGCAACUCUCAGGCUCAGCAACCAUCGCACAAGUGCACAUCCAUGCAGCUGCAGUUGCAGGCGCAGCAACAGCAGCUGGUGGAGUCAAAAGGCAGCUGUAACAGCGGCGCUAGCAGCGGUCAUGAGGAAACUGAGCCCCUCAGCGAUGCUGGGGAUGUGGCGGAAGUCCCAGUGCCACCCAAGCGUCGGAAACGCAACAAAAACGCUGGCGUACACAAAAUGAAUAUGAAUUUCUACGGCGCUGGCGGCAACGAGGCGGACGAUACCAAACCGGCAGUGAAGGCGGAAGAUGCGGCACAGGAGCGCUCGCCGCUCUUUAAAUACGAGCCAGGUCUCAUUGUAGAGUGCGCGCUCCACGAGCCCUGCGUAAACGUGAAAGACUUUAAGGCGGACAUGCGACAGUACACGGACAUUAAGUACGUGGACAUCAAAGAGGGCGAUCAGGUGGCGCAUCUGCGCAUGGCCACGCCCAGUGCCGCCGAGGAGCUGGCACGUCAACUCAGCUGCGCCGAAAUGCAGUUCAAAGUACUGCGUGGCCAGCCAGAGACUCAAUACUGGCGCAAAAUCGAACAGGAUCGCGAAGCCAAACUGACCAAAAAGGUACGUGUGCAACAGAAACGCGGGCGCGAAAAGGUUGCCAAGCUCUUGGCCAAGCACAUUAAGUUUGACGAUGCAGAUGAUGAGGUAAUCAAUGACCCGGCCUCCAGCAUCAGCAUCCCGUCCGAUAUCUAAUUUUUAACGCAAACAAUGUACAAAGAACUGAAAUAUGUAUGCAUAUAAAUUAAAAGAAAUGUAUGUACAUUAUUAAAUUA